GUUGGAGUCCAAAGCAACUCGAGGGUCGAAGGAAGCCGUUUCCUCGCCAUUUCUCCCCCUGGGAUCCCCUCCCUCCUGUGUCUCGGAGUGAAACCUUUCCGAAGUGGAUCGGAUCUGAUUUCCAGAUGCUGCAAAGAUACCUGGUCGCCACUGCUAACCAAAUGAUCACCUACAACAUGAACAUUACCUUUCAAAGAAGUUGAACAGCACAGACCCUCAUUGGCACUUUUAUUUGUUGACAAUGGCAGGAAAUAGUGGAGAAAGUCAGCUGCAGAGGAUUAUCCGAGAUUUACAGGAUGCCGUCACAGAAUUGAACAAAGAAUUUACAGAAGCUGGGGAACCAAUCACAGAUGACUGUGUCAGUUUGCACAAAUUUUCCUACAAGCUUGAAUAUCUUUUGCAGUUUGACCAGAAGGAAAAGUCCAGUUUACUGGGUAACCGGAAAGACUACUGGGAUUACUUCUGCGAUUGUCUGUCUAAGGUUAAAGGGGCAAAUGAUGGAAUUCGCUUUGUGAAGUCUAUUUCAGAAUUCAGAACUUCCCUUGGCAAAGGAAGGGCAUUUCUCCGUUACUCCUUAGUGCACCAAAGACUUGCAGAUACUUUGCAACAGUGUUUUAUGAAUACCAAAGUUACAAGUGACUGGUACUAUGCAAGAAGUCCUUUCCUCAACCCCAAAAUGAGUUCUGAUAUCAUUGGUCACCUUUACGAAUUAACUGAGGUUCAAUUUGAUUUGGCGUCUAGAGGCUAUGACUUAGAUUCAGCAUGGCCCACAUUUGCCAGGAGAACAUUAUCUUCUCUUGGCUCCUCAGCUUACUUGUGGAAACCACCAAGCCGCACUUCGAGUAUGAGCAGCUUAGUGAGCAACUAUCUGCAGGCACAAGAGAUUCCUUCUAGUCCCAAUGGGAACAAUUUUUUAAAUAUUGAACCCCUUGAGGGCCUAGAUGAGUUGCACACAGAGCUUGACCAGGCAGAGCUGCGGCAAAAGGAACUGCAGGAUCGGAUCCAUCAUCUGGAAAAGGAGAACCAGACACUUCAGGCAGCUGUCAGCUUUGAGCAACAGCAAGCACAGGCCGAAAGGGAGAACAGUGGCCGGAUCAAAGAGGAGAACGUCAGGCUCACAAAAAUGCUUGAGGAGCUGGAGAAACAACGAGAGAUCUCCUACUGUACUCAGGGUACUGUGCAGGACCUGCAGAAAUGUUUGCAGGUGUUAGAACUGAAUGCUGCCGAGAAGCAAAGAGAAUACUCUGCAAAGCUUGAGGAACUGGAGGCCAGCAAAAGGGACUCUGACUCUAAGCUACUUCUCUUGAAUCAAGAACUGGAAAGCAGCAGAUCUUUAGUAGCCAUGAAGGAUGUCUGCAUUAGUGAACUCAUGGCCAAUCUGAAAUCAGAAGAGCAGAAGAAUGAGGAGCUCAUAGCCAAGACCCUCCUGAAUGAAAAGGGACAACAAGCCAAUCAGUAUGAAUCUGCACUGAAGUUUGAGGAGUUGCGAAAGAAGGUCCAUACAGUAGAACAGGAGAAGGUUGAUGCCUGGAAGCUAAAUGACAAACAUCUUUCUCUGCUUAAAGUUACAGAAGAGGAACUGCAUCUGAAAGAAGAUGCUCAGAAGGAGCUUGAACUGAAGUUGGAAAACCUCACCAUCAGCUGUAAAGAAGAAUCUGAAAAACUGAGUCUUAAACUGGAAACCAUGGCAACUGAAAGAGCUAUUCUUGAGAAAGAGCUAGUAGCAAAAGGCAAGGAGGCAGCUGAUCUUCAAAUCCAAUUGAAAGAUUCUUUGGAAUGUGUAAAAUCAUUGGGGGGAAAACUUGAGGAGGAAAGGGAAGAGAAGGUGGAACUUGAGAGGUCAUUUAGCCAUAAAAAAACAAUAAUGGAACAAGAAGUAAAAAACACAAUGGAUCAGCUUGUGUUGCUGGAAAUUAAAUUAUCAGAACUAAGUCAGAGAGUUAAAAGCUUAGAGGAACAAAAAACAGAACUUGUUUCUGAAAGAGACUCUCUCAGAAAAAAAUUAGAAAGAAUGGAGCAACAGGCAGUCGAGCAGAGCUCUUCAUUGAGAAAUACCACUGAAAGAUAUGAGAAGCUCAAGUCCCAGAAUGCAAAGCUGCAACAAACCAAUCAGAAAUUAGAAGAAAGGUGGAGAGCACUGGAAGCGUCUAAAUCUUGUUUAGAAGCUGAGGUUGCCAAGUUGAGAGCUUCCGAGAAACAACUCCAAAAUCAAAUAGAUGAUGCUGUAGUGUCUGUGGAUGAAAAGGAGAAGAAGCUCCGAGAAGAAAACAAGCUUCUGGAUGAAAACCUGCAGAAUGCCACAAGGCAAAACCAAGUUCUGGAAGAGAAGAUGAAUACUUUGCAGGUUGACUAUCAAGAAUUGAAACAGAGUGAAGACACCAUGAAGGAGUCCUUAAGUGUACUUGAAACCAAGCUCCAGAGCACCAAAGAGCAUUGCUUGCAAAUGGAAAAUAAUGUGUCUUCUUUGAGGAAGAAUGAAGAAUCUUUGAAGGCACUGCUUGGAGAGAAAGAUGAGGCAUUGCAGUGCCUGGAGAGUCAGUGCAGGCAGCUUCAAGGAGAAGUUGAGAGGUGCAGAAAAGAAGUGAAAACUCUAGAAGCAGAAAAAGCAGAUAUUGAAAAAACGUGUCUCCAUCAAACGAAGGUGAUUGAAUCCAUUAGUUCUGAAAAGACAUCUGUAGAGAAAGCCCAGUUGGAACAGGCAGCCUGUCGAGAGAGAAAAGAAAAAGAUCUGGUUUCCAGAUUGGCUCUUUCUGAAGAACAGCUGCAUAUCAACCAGGCAGAGAUUGCUAGGCUUCAAGAGCAAAUGAUGGACCUUCAGGCUAAGUUUCAACAAACUGUUGCAGAGAAGGAGAAACUGCAAGGCAAGCUGGAUAUCCAUAAGACAGUCCUAAAUGAGCAUAAGUCCCUGGCCCAGCAGCUGAAGGAGCAGAAUGAAGCCCUCAACAGGAACCAUGUGCAGGAACUGCUUCAGUGUCAGGAGCAGGAGGAAGGACUGAAAAAAGAGAGAGAUCAGAAAGUCCAUCAGAAGGCUGAAAUGGAAAAGAGUGUUCUGUGCCUCACAGAUGAAUUGUCCAGGGUCAAGCAGUGUUUGGAGAUGGUUAACAUGGAAAAUAUGGAAAUCAAGGAUCUUCUCCAUAGGACCAACACUGAAAUGGCUGAGCUUGGCAUUCAGAUUUGCACUCUGACAUCUGAGAAGGCAGAAGCAGAAGAAAAGCUGUCCCAGCUCAUGGAAGAACUGGGUGCUACCAAAGAAAAGGCAGCUAAGGAUCAAGAGGAGCUUCAGAAUGCGCUCUCAAGGCUCACUCAGGAAAAAGAAGGCCUGCAAGAGAAACUGGAGGAUUCUGAGGUUUGCGCUGCCACUGUACCUGACCUGCGGACUCAGCUAGAGACAGCAGAGCGACAGGCACAGAGUCUGCAAGAGUUCAGCAAAGAGGAGCUAUCUGCAGUCAAGUUUCAGCUGAGUACAGAAAUUAUAAACUAUCAAACUAAAUUUAAGGCUGUCAGUGAAGAAUGUGAACACUUACAACGGGAGCUUGAAAAGAGGAAGCAGCAAGUAUACAUUGCAGAAGAAGCACUCAAAGACAUGCAGGCCGCUAAAAGAGACCUGUCCACAAAACUGGAUCUUGCCACUGAUUCGAUAACUGAGUGUAAAGCAGCCCUGCAAAAAAAAGAUGAAGAGUUAGCUCAACUUCAAGAUGAUCUGAAAAGGGCACAGCAUGAUGUCUGCACAGCAAAUGAGCAAAUUCAGUACUGUAGCGAUAACCUCAACAAGAUGAAAUCAGACCGUGACAGCAACGAGAAGAAGUUACUAGCUGAACUAGAUGACCUCACAAGAACAAAGCAGUUCCUGGAAGAACGGUUGAUUGAGCUUCUUAGGGACAAAGAUGCCCUGUGGCAGAAGUCAGAUGCUCUGGAAUUCCAGCAAAAACUCACUGCAGAACAAAGAUGGCUUGGUGAUGCAGAAGUAAACAGCUGCCUAGACUGCCAAAAAGAAUUUGGCUGGAUGAAUCGUCGACACCAUUGCAGAUUGUGUGGACGCAUCUUCUGCUACUACUGUUGCAACAACUAUGCUAUGUCAAAACAGACAGGCAAGAAAGAACGCUGCUGCCGAUCUUGCUUUAAAAAAGCAAGUGACUCUGGAUCAAAUGUUACCCAAGAAGAACCAACAUCAAGUUUGCUGGCUUCACCGUUGUCCUUGGUCCAUAGAGUUAUAGUUACAAAUGAAGCCUCUAAACCCACAGAUGAUGCAGUGUUUGAUAUAAUCACAGAUGAGGAAGUGGGUCAAAUACAGGAGAGCGACAACAAAAGCCAAACUGAAGAAGCAUCUCUGGACCGUAGCAUUACUGAUCUAAACAGCACAAUUAGUUCCUUAACGUUUGAUGAGUCCGAUGACUUGCAAAUGACCCAAGACGUGGAAAUAUGCUUGCUGAAGUCUGGAGAACUGAUGCUAAAGCUGCCACUCACCGUGGAGGACAUUUUCAAGUUUGGAGAAUCUAACAGAGAAUUAUUCAUUAAGUCAAACACUUACAGCACUAUUCCUAUCACUGUGAUAGAAACUGGCCUUACAAUAAGCUGGGUGUUUUCCUCAGAACCAAAGAGCAUUUCAUUCAGCGUCGUGUACCAGGAAUCAGAAGAAGCGCCACUGGAUCAAAGUAAAGUUCUUAUUCCUAUGACUCGCUGCAACUCUCAUAAGGAAACUAUACGUGGGAAGGUGAAAGUCAGAAAUCCUGGGAUAUACAUCCUAAUAUUUGACAACACUUUCUCAAGGUUUAUCUCAAAGAAAGUAUUUUUUCACUUAGCUGCUCAACGCCCAGUCAUCUACGAUGGAAGUGAUUUUCCAUAGCCUUGAAUAUGUGUAAUAUUUAUAUACUGUAUUUUACCAAAUUAUAUUUUUUAAAAACACUACUAUUUAUAUAUUCAAGAGAGCACUAAAAUUACAGAUGUGUCGGAAGCCCUCUUAGGGUUAUGCAAUAAUUUUUUAAACCACUUAACAUGAAGGCACUUAUAAAAAAGAAGUUAAUUUUUAUAGGAACACUAAUGAUUCUGGACUGUGUGCCAAUCAUUUAUAAGCCAUUUUGUUUAUCUGAAAUAAACAAAAAAUAGCUAUGCAUUGCUGCAUUUGAUGCACACAAAAAAGGCGCACAAUCCAGAUAUACCUUUUCAAAGGGCUAAGAAAUAUGCAGUUUGCUUUUGAUUUGCUGGGUUGGAAGUUGUAUAUAAAGACGUUAAAGUAGUAUUGGUUCUGUGAAAUGCUGCAAAAGGAUGGAAUUCAAAUUCAGCUCUGCAAAAUCAGAAGGUAUUUUUAACAAGGUUCAGUCUAGACAUGCUCCACAUUUAGGAAGGUGACAGUUAAACUCCAGCCAAUUUGCAUCGCACAAGAGUUUUGCAGAGCGAUUCUUCAUGCCUUUCUGCUCCUCAAGCACAUAUAUUGCUGUGUGAUCACAACUAAACAUUGCGUUAAAGUGGCUUUGGGUCAGGUUACAUAGCUUCAAAUAUAUAUAUCACAGCAUACUAGUGUUUAUUUGUUCUCAAUGUGAAAAUUCCCAGUUCUUGUCAGUUCCAAUCCUUUGGAUCCCAUUGUGGGAGAAAAGUGAGACAUAAAUUGAAUAAAUAAAUACAUACAUGUGAGGCAAAGCACAACUUGCUUGGCAAGUGAAACCUAAAUGCUUGGUGUGCUGUAAAAACAACAGAAUAUUAGUAUGGACCUUUAUUGUUCUAAUUUUAUUUUAUAUUUUCACAAUUUCAUAAUGUAGCAAACUGUAUCCAAUACUGGUGCCUCAAUUGGCCCUGGUAGCAGAGUAAUCUUAAAGUGUUUAAUGUAUUGUCCAAGGCUUUCAUGGCCAGAAUCACUGCGUUGUUGUAGGUUUUUUCGAGCUAUAUGGCCAUAUAUGUCUCUAGAACAUGGCCGUAUAGCCUGAAAAAACCUACAACACACUUAUAGUGUUUGUUUUUAGGAUGGCCCCAAUUUUUUGCUUUGAAGAGCUGCUCAGAAUGAGGCCUAAAUUUGACUAGUUCCAAAACUGGCAAAUUGAUGGCUGUUUGCACAUCUCCUUUUUAGCCUAAAGACAUGGUUUAAUGAAUGGGGUAAAUUGACACUAAGUUGGUUCAUGCAGCCUGUUUACUCCUCCCUUGGCAAAAAUGGGUAAACAAACCAGAAAGAGAAAGCCUUACAUAACAGCAAAACCUGGGAUUAAGUCAAAUGCAUCCAGGCAAACCAGGAUUCGCAAAGUCAGUUUUCAAUUCUAACUUGUUUGUCGCAGUUGAUCAUACUUUCAAAUUCGGACAUGAUGCAAAGCUUUUUUCUGGUUUGUUCAUCUGCUCUGACCAAGCACGUGGAAAUGAGCAGGUUCUGUGUAUCACCCAUUUCUCAUUCAUAUCAUGGUUUCCUAACAGCUACUUUAACAGACCGCUCGUUUAAUUGUAAACACAAAAUGUGUCUUUCUCUUAAAUAUUUUAAUUCCGUGUGAAUAAGGCAGUUUUACUCUUUAGAAUGAUUAAAUUACAAGGUAAGCUAUUUUUAAAACAAGAUUUUCAUAGGAAUACUAAUGAUUCUGGACUGUGUGCCAAUCAUUGAUAAGCCAUUUUGUUUAUCUAAACUAAACAAAAAAAUAUCUAUGCAAUGCUGCAUGUGAUGCAAAUUUUCUACCAAGGAGACUGAUCUAUGAUAGAGGAAGGAGAAAGAUCCUUCUGUUCCUUUGAUAAAAAGGUGCUACGUUGUGUGGGGAGUGGAAAUUACAGUAUGACUGAACUGCAACUCACUUUUUACCAUUUAUAAUCCUUUUCACAGACAAUGGAAUUUCUUUGUAUGCUUCAUACCUCUACAGACUUAUUCUAAUCAAAGCUAUGUGACAUAGUUAGUUGCAUGAUAUUGCCAUGCAUUAUUAUUAUGCAGAUUUUGGUGGUGGCUAUACCAGCACAAGGCUCCUGUAAUAUACUGAAUACUUGUAUUCAGAGAUGUAUGGAUUGACUGAUACAUUUAAGAAGAUAUUGCGGACUAUAACAUAGAGAUCCCAUCUGUGGUAGCUUCCAAUUUGUGCAUUUGCCACUGAAUUAUUUAAUGGUGUUGUUAUUGAAGUGCCAGAAGUGUCUUUUAUUUUGAACUGAACUGCAAUAAGAAUUUCAACGUUAGAAGCUGAAACAGAGUUUUCCAUGGAAUGUGCAAUAAAUAUCUAAAGGACUUUGGACUGAAAUCCUCAUAAUAUCAUAGCUCUGACUUGCCAGUCGACGUUGCUGUGAUUUGGGGUAUGGAUUUCUAAUUUUGCAGAGGUGUGUGUGUUUCACAAUUCAGGUUGAUGCGAAUUUUAUCAAUCCCAAUUUAUGGUUUUAAAUAUACAUAGUUGAACAGGUGAACAGGAUGCCUGGAUCCUUUUAUUUGUCUGUAUUUUAUCUUAAAGCUUUGAUUUCAUCUUAUUUACUUUUUUAAAAGGGUUAGAUCCAGAAAAGGAUAAUGCGGGAUGCUUCUCUGGAUCCAACACAAAGAAUUGACUCUUUAAAAACUAUAAACUACUAUUAAAUGGGAAGACUUAUUAACUAGCCUUAUUGUCAGAAAUACAGUAUCGCAGUUUUGGUCUCAUGCUGUAUCUGCAUCCACAAUUCUGACUGCAUUAUAUUUCAUUUUGCACACAUAGCCAUACCAAUUUUAUGUUCUCCCAGAACUAAUCUGCUAUUGCUUGAGAAUUAUAUUUUUAAAAAUCUUAUACCAUUAUUAGUCACUUUCAUUUUGAUGACAGGAAAUGGAAAUAGUACCUGUAAGUGGUAGAUCACUAAAUUAUAUGUUCACAGUUAUUAUUACUAACAGGGUUUUUUUGAGGCAGGGGGAAUCUACAAUAAGGAUAUCAUGCAAGGAGUUCUAUUGUAACAGAUUCUAGGAUAAGUACAACAAGUAUAUUUCUGGAGUAGCCACAGAACUCAGUUUCUUCAGACCUGUUCCAGAAUUACAGGAGAGGUGGGUAGCAGAUGGCCUGGAACAUGUUUGAGUUUUGCUGUGUCCAGCAUCUCAUGUGCCUGGAUGUCUUGAGCGCAUCAAGUUUUAGAGGUGCUACCUUUCUUUUUGGCAUUUUUAAGGCUAUGCAGUACAGUAAACAAGCUCUACUACAACUUGAGAACUAAUAUAGUGGUUUGAACAUUGAAUUAGGUCUCUGGAGAGCAGGAUUUGAUUCCCCAUUCAGCCAUGGAAAUCUGUUGGGUGGAUUUGGGUGAAACACACUCUCUGUCCUAAAAAUUCCCAUGAUAGGGUCACUUUAGUGUCACCACGUGUCAGAGAUGACUCGAAGCACCCAACAAACAGUACAAUUUAGGGAAGGCUUUCAGGCUCUAUUAGCGUCCCCUUCAAAAGACACUGAGGCUUCUGCUAUUCUGAGUAACAAUAUCAGUCAGGCUCUGUAAGCUUCAAAAGACUGAGUAGGCAGCAAUGCUGGAAUCUUGAGAUCACGAGGAGAAGCCCAUUUGGAAUUCUGCAGUUCAUUUUCUCUAGAGUUUUGAAAGAGAACAAUGAAGUCAUUAACUGCACUAUCGAAAUCUGUUUAAUGAAGCUAUUAAUUCUGUUUAUUACUAGUCUGAACAUAUCCAAAGACAGAGUUUUGGCAUAUUGUUUUUCUCGAAUUACUGCUUCCAAACUCUUCCAGCCAGAACGUGCUGGCUGGAGGAUUCAUACAACCAAGGUAUGAAAAGUAACUUUUCUAGGAUCUCUCCAAACUUUAUAAACAAAGCAGAAAGUGAAUAAUACAACUAAAAAUACAGAAGGAAGACUAUCUCUCAAAAAACAAUGCAUUCCCAAUGUUGUUACUAUUAUGUGCCUUCAAGCCACUUCUGAGUUAUGGUGACUCUCAAGCAAACCUAUCAUGAGAUUUCCUUGGUAAGAUUUGUACACGAGAGGUAGAGGAAGGCAACCUCUUGUGUACAAAUCUUGCCAAAGCAGAGUAUAUGUGACUUGCCUGAGGUCACCCAGCAUGUUUCCAUGGCCAAGCUGGGAUUUAGUCCCUGAUCUCCAGAGUUGUUGUCCUACCACUCAUACCACUACAUCAUGCUGGCUCAGUAUACAGAACAAAAAAAAAUAUUGUGAAACUCAAAGCUGAUCAAAUGCUGAUGGUUCAGCAUAGUUUAUUUCAUUGGUCUGAAGUUAGUCAAUGAUGAGUAGCAUGUUGGCCCAAUUACCAGAUGUUUCAACUCCAGUGUAAAGCCUUAACAAUAUUUCAAAGCCAUUAUCUAUUGGAGUACGUUAUAAGGACAGGGCUCAUCCCACUGCAGGGAUGGGAGAUGUGUUGCCACUGGAAUACAACUCCCAUCAUCUUUCACAAUUGGCUGGUUUGUGUGGACUCAAUGGGACCUAGAGUCCAAGGGUAUCUUGAUGGCCACACAUUCCCAGACAUGUCAUCAUUUUCCAAAUCCUGCUAAUAAUGAAUCAUAUCUUGUCGAUUCACAUAUUUCUUUAAAUCUGUUGCUAGAAAAGGACAGAAUCCUAUGCAAACCAUCAAGAAAUAAGUCCCACUGAACAGAGUAGGGUCACUCUAGAUGUAUCUUAUCCUUUCAGAUAUGUCCGUGUCUGAACAGAAGAGAGUUCCAGGCAGACAGGCAGAAUUCUAGUUUUGAAAUGGCGUUUUUUUUUCUGCAUAAAGAAUGUUACUUUGGUUUUCUUCUGUUUCCAAAUUUGGUUAAGUUCUUUUCUAGUAGUUUCUACUGAAAGUUGGAUUCACUAAGCUGAAAACUGUUGAUAUGCAAAAAUAACAGUGAUGAGCUUGAUUUUUAAAAAGCAACACAACUUUGGAGUUGAACUUCUAUUUUUUAGUUGGAUCUCAGUUUGGUUUCAUUAACCCUUUAAAAAGUUAGAAAUUUUGCAACUGUCAAAAUAGAUUACCUGGUAUAAAGAUAUAGAACUCCACCUGAUCGAAUGCAGAGGACAUAAUCACUCAUGUAUAUGUUAAGUAUGUACAUUUGUAUGGAUGCAGAUGGCUUUUGUACUGGAAUAUUUCUGGAUGCUUUUAUACUCAGGAACUAAUUAAAAGUGUCUAUCAUUUAAA
Anolis sagrei ordinatus is the source of this 10016-nucleotide messenger RNA. RefSeq names its product FYVE and coiled-coil domain autophagy adaptor 1 (gene FYCO1). Gene Ontology annotation, biological process: plus-end-directed vesicle transport along microtubule; positive regulation of autophagosome maturation. The record is from RefSeq and is a predicted model, not a curated record. NCBI's taxonomy places the organism in Eukaryota, Metazoa, Chordata, Lepidosauria, Squamata, Anolidae. Gene Ontology annotation, molecular function: metal ion binding. Gene Ontology annotation, cellular component: lysosome; autophagosome; late endosome.